Messenger RNA from Entrophospora candida, 654 nucleotides. Lineage: Eukaryota; Fungi; Glomeromycota; Glomeromycetes; Entrophosporales; Entrophosporaceae. The record is from the annotation of a GenBank genome assembly.
AUGCCACCAAAGAAAAAAGAAACGAAACAAAAACUAACUGAUUUUUGGUCCACAAAUAAAAAUGAAGGUGACAGCACUCAACCAAAAAAGAAACUAAAACAUAAUAAUGCUACGACAACUAAUGACACUGAUGUUAUUAACAUUACUGAUGACAAUAACGAUAAAGAAAAACCAAAACAGCAGGAGAAGAGUCGUGUAAUUUUAAGAAAUAGAAGAAAAAGCAAUGAUGAUCCUGAAGAAUUCGAACAAGAUGAAGAUUUAGAUGAGUUAUUAUCGUUAUCAUAUCAAGAAGUUGAAGGAGGGGCAGAAGUGGAAGAAGAUGAUAAUAUUACUGCUAUUGGUACAAGUACUAGUACAAAUAUCGGCGUUACUACCAGUUCUUCUAUUGCCACAUCAUCAUCAUCGUCUUAUUCUGUUGGAUCUGAAAUUAGAUCAAAAUUAGUAUUUCAUUACGAUGAUCUUAGUGAAGAAGAGAGAAUUCUUAUCGCUUUCGAUAUGGAUUACACAUACGGACCAUGCGUAGGAUUAACGAGACUACAAAGAUGGAACAGAGCAAGCAAACUCGGACUGCAGCCACCAGCUCAAGUUAAAGAAUUAUUAUCAGGACCCUGCACUACAAAUCUUAUUGAAUGUGUGUUCUAUGGAAGGCUUUAG